Molecule: messenger RNA, 966 nt
Organism: Rhodamnia argentea
Lineage: Eukaryota; Viridiplantae; Streptophyta; Magnoliopsida; Myrtales; Myrtaceae
Exons: 1
Coding region: 1-966 (321 amino acids)
Source: RefSeq, a predicted model, not a curated record
AUGAAACGCAAGUUUUCUACCUUCUGCAAGGACGCGAGCGCGAUCGCUGUCUUCAAUCCUUUGCCUCUCGUUCCGGCUUCAAGAAGCGCCUCCGUCUCUCCUUUGCUUCCGAAUGCUUCGGCUUCUCUUGUUCCUCUCUUUCCCGCUCCCUCCGACGGGGAUCAUCAUGUCACUUCUCCUGCUCCUCCUACUUCACUUCAAACUCGAAACAAUUGGGUUUACGAAACCGCGCUUCUCAAUCACCGCCACCUCACCACCACCCUCUCCUGGUACACGACACCCACCGGCCGCCGCCAACUUCUCGUUGGUCUUCACGUCAUUGGCGGCGAUGACCCAUUGUCUCUCUUCAAGUACAAUGUCUGCAUAAACCCCAGCGUCCCUGAGCAGAACAGAGGCCAAGAACUCACCCAGUACGAGAGCUCCCAAAUAGCAGUGUUCUGGGAUUUCUCCCGCGUUAAGUAUGACACGGGACUGGAACCCGUCGACGGGUUCUUCCUUCUGGUCCUGGUGGACUCACAAGCAGCUUUCCUUCUUGGGGACGUCCCAGAACAGUGUUCCACGGUCUUCCAAGCGCUCGGUUUCACUCUCGUAUCGCAAGCAGAGUGUGCGUUGUCCUGCAAAAACGGAAGGCUCCAUGGCAUCGAGGCUCGGCUCACUGGAAAAGGGCCAUUCAAAGAUGUUCUGAUACAAUGCAGAGGAAUGGAGACGGAGGAUCUGGAGAAGUGUACUGUGUUGUACGUUCACAUUGGGAAGGAGCUUGUAUUGAAGGUGAGGAAGUUGCAUUGGAACUUCAGGGGGAUGCAGACGAAGGUUUUAGCGGACGGCUUGGAGGUCGAGAUUGCGUGGGAUGUACAGGCUUGGUUGUUCAGAGAAGAAAAAUCAGAUGCAAAAGGAAAGAAGAAUCCACCAGAAUUUGCGACCUUCGCUUUCAUGACACAACAUGGAUCCAGCAUUUUUCACUGUUGA